Molecule: messenger RNA, 18073 nt
Organism: Rhopilema esculentum
Lineage: Eukaryota; Metazoa; Cnidaria; Scyphozoa; Rhizostomeae; Rhizostomatidae
Source: RefSeq, a predicted model, not a curated record
AUGUUACCCGAGAAGAAGCCAAUACGUGCCUCAUGCCGCACAACUGUGCACUAUGAGGCGGUUACCUUAAAGCCUCACAGACGGGUAGUUGCUGAUGUUGCUGGUGGCGGAAGAGCACACGCUGACUUUAUCAAAACAGUCAGAAAAUUUGAUUUACUUCUCUGGAAACCAUACUGCAAAACGGAACGGAGUGGCCAUCAUCUGCAGGAAAAAAAUGGUAUCAUCAGUUCUUGGGUACAACCCCAUCAGCGAUCGUAUCAUGACACUUGGAAUCAGCGCGAAACCGAUGAUGAAUUCAUACAAGUUUAUGCUCCGACUAGCGACGCAGACAAGGCGGUUCUGGAUGACUUUUAUGAACAACUGCAGGAAUGCUACAAGAAAGUUCCUAGCAAAGAUAUACCAAUAAUAAUGGGAGAUCUGAACGCGAAAGUUGGAACAAAUUCACAGAACGGUGCAAUUGGACCACAUGCUCUUGGCACUCAAAAUGAAAAUGGUACACGUCUCAGUGAGUUUUGUGUAGCCAACGGUUUGGCUAUUGCCAACACGAUGUUUACUCAACACGCACGUAAACUUUACACGUGGAUAUCAUCAGAUGGACGCACUCGCAACCAAAUCGACUACAUCAUCAUACCGAGAAGAUGGAUGUCCAGCUACAAAUCGUGUAAAACUCUGCCUGGUGCUGACUGUGGAACUGACCACCAGCUUCUCAUGGCAAAGUUCAAAACAAAGCUCAAAACAUGUAAGAGAAAACCAACCACUCUCCGUUAUGAUCUCUCCAGUCUAACAGAUGUCUACACAGUUUUGGUCAGUAAUCGAUUUGAUGUGCUCUUUGAACUGGACGAGGAACUCGGAAGCAGUUAUGAAAUAUGGGAAAAAACGAAAGACGCAAUUUUAUGCUCAGCAAAGAAAACUCUCAGGAAACCGAACACGAAGAAAAUCAACAAAAUGCUUUCAUCUGCAACCAUUGAACUAGUUGUUAAACGUUGUGAACUGAAAAGUCAAGACCACUCGACUAAUCAUAGACGCAUCAAUGACCUCACAAGAGAUAUUCGCAGAUCUACCCGACAGGAUAAGAACAACUACCUCAAUGAGAAAUGCAAGGAGAUAGAAACCAACAGACAGUGCCACAACACGCGCACUAUGCACAAGCUCAUCAAGGAAAUCACUACCAAACCUGCGACGCGUCUAUCUGUCAUAAAAGAUGUCAAUGGCAACGUCCUCAAUGAAUCUUCUCAAAUAAAAGCAAGAUCGAAAGAAUAUUGCGAAAGCCUGUACGAAAAAGAUGACUGGAUUAGCAAUGUGCCACCAAUAUCGAGUACAUACAUAGAUGAACCAGAAAUUUUGCUAUCAGAGGUUUCUGCAGCUUUGAAAAAAAUGAAGAAAAAUAAGAGUCCAGGCAUAGAUGACAUACCGGCAGAAUUGCUGAAAGCAACUGGUGUAAGUGGAGAGAAGAUCUUUCUCAAAUUGUGCAAUCGGAUUUGGAGCACCAAAGAAUGGCCAGAUGACUGGAUCACUGCUGAUUACCUUACCGAAAAAAGGUGACACAAGGGAAUGCAAAAACAAUCAUACCAUCUCCUUGAUUUCACACGCGAGCAAAAUUCUUCUUUAUAUAAUUGCAGCACGUUUGGAAAAACACCUCAAUUGUGAACUCCCACCAACACAGGCAGGUUUCAGAAAAAGUCGUGGUACACGUGACCAAAUCCCCAACAUGCGCUGGAUUAUCGAAAAGGCAAUGGAAAAGAACCGACAUAUUUUCAUGGUCUUCAUUGACUACAGUAAGGCCUUCGAUUGCGUGGAUCACAACAUGCUCUGGAACAUUUUAGAGAAGAUGGGAUUUCCAUUACAUAUCAUACAUCUUAUCAAGAAUUUAUAUUCAUAAGAAGGUGCAGCUGUUAAAACUGACGACGACAUCACAGACUUUUUCAAACUAGGUAAAGGCGUACGACAAGGUUGUAUUCUUUCACCGCUGCUUUUCAACAUCUUCGGCGAAUACAUUGUGAGACAGGUCGCACAAGAAGAGGACUGUGGUUUCGCUGUUGGCAGUAACCGAAUACACAAACUGAGAUUCGCAGACGAUACCACACUUUUAGAAACUGCUAUCGGCCUCAUGCAAAGACUAGUGGACAAGAUCAAGGAUGAAAGCGAAAAAGUGGGACUAUAUUUCAACAAAGACAAGACCAAGCUGAUGGCGAUCGGUGACCAGACACAAGACAGCGUGACUGUGGAUGGUACAGAAAUCUAACGAGUUCAAGACUUCAGCUUUCUUGGAUCGUACAUAACAGCAGAGGGAGAGUCUAGGAAAGAAAUCGACCACAGAAUUGGAAUUGGUCACUCGGCUGUUGGAAAGCUGCAGGCAAUAUGGCGAGAUAGCAGCAUAACCUGCAACACGAAACUCCAAAUAUUGCGAUCACUCGUGUUUUCAAUCACCAACUACGGCUGGGAAACAUGGACAUUACGACAACGCGAAAGGAACAGGGUCGAUGCUUCCGAAAUGUGGGCUCACAGACGCUUGUUUGGAAUAUCAUGGAGCGACCGUGUUACAAACAUUGAGGUAUUGGUGAGAGUGGAGCCCUCGAAAAUCCUGCUGAGAAAUAUUCAAAAAGCACAACUACAGUACUUCAGCCACAUAGCACGCCAAGACUCUUCCUCGCUGGAAAAAACCGUAAUACUGGGUUUUGUUGAGGGCCAAAGAAGUAGAGGUAGACCGAAACACCGAUGGACAGAUAACAUCAAGGCCCUGGCUGGUGCAUCUCUCCGGGAGUGUAUCGAACAGGUGCAAGACAGAAGAUUGUGGUGUGGUAUCAUUCAGAGGUGCACAAGCAGCCCGCCGGCGGCUGAAUGAACAAUGAUGAUGAUGAGCGGAUAAUUUUUGGCAGGAUGUCUUCUUUGGCAUAUUCCUUAAAGGUCUUUGAUCUCUCUGGAGCAGAUGCAUUCACUAAAGCAGAACCGUCUACAAUGAUAGUGUCUGCACUUGGUUCUGUAUCUGGCAUGUUAACUUCCUCUUUGAAGAUUUCAACAAGUUGCGACUUUUGGCUGGAAUACAGACUUCCAGAUUCACUCAAAGAUGCAGGGGUGGACUGGUUCUCAAACUGAAAAAACUCACCAAGAUCGCACUCUCUGAUCUGACAAGAUAUGAACAGGCGAGAGAACAACUGGCAAUCCUCUUUGAUCGUCUUUUCUUUGGAUAUGCGAGGUACCUGCUCUUGAGCGAAGAAAUCCAUCCUGUUCUUUUUGAUAGGGUCGUAGAAGCACGUUUGAUCUUCUUCCUUUAGUCUUUCGAUAAAUGCUGAACACUGUUCUUUUCCUCGUUCAUGUUGUUUAAAUACCAAAUCUGCUUUGUUUGGAUCAGCAAUAUCUUUAGUAGUAAGAAUCAUGUGAUCGGACGAAUAUUCUUCAAAUGGAUUGCCCAAUUCUUCAAUUACUUCAAACAGUUUUCCUACUCUUUGUAAGAAGAGCUUUUGACUACUUUGUGAAUCAUCGUGAUGUUGGCUAUUUCGGUUUGAUCCCUUUGAUCUGAUUUGGAUUCGUAGUCAGCAACAAGACGGCUCACCUCUGGUCCUGCUACCAUCCAUCUUCUAAGAGCCGAUUCAUCCUCUGUGAGGCAAUAGCACCACCAUCAUCUUAUCAAAGAAAUUUGAGAAGUUAUAAAUCCUUUUUUACGAUUUUCAAUUUAGUUAUCUGUUAGCGGACUACCUCACUGUCUUCGCUGCUAAAAUCUAUGAAGUGAUUACAAAAAAAAUUAUCGACCCUCCCAAAAAAGAUUAACUGCAUAGGUAGUAUAUGGUAUAGAGUAAUUGAAAUCAUGUAUACAGAUCCUUAAAUACCUUUGAUAACAGCAUUGUUCUGUUCGUGCGCUUGAUCAAUUGCUAGGCCAGAGAAUGCUCUUUCAGAUUUGUGCACCACGAAAUUCCCUUCAGUCAUCAUGUCUCUGAAAUGGAUUGUAAGCCAGCGUGCAUAGUUAACACUCCUUCUCGGAAUGACCGAAUUAGCGUCAAAGUAGCUAAUUCCAUGGACAUAACAAGAUUCCAAUAGAAAAACUGCGGGCUUUCCUUCUUGCGCAUUUCGCACCAUCUUUCAAAGGCUAGGUGUAGGUGACCCUCACUUGCAUCAUUGAUGUAGUUGUUGUAUGGUUUCCUUUUUCAGUUUGUAUAGCGCAGCCACUGUAACCUGGUGUGCUUGUCUUGUUCGAGUAACAUUGGAAGCUGAUAAAAAUGACAGAGCAGUUUCUGAUGAAGCAACCUCUGCCUCUGCUAUGGCAGCCGUCCAACCGCUGCCUUGCAGCAUACUUCCAACUGACCCUAAGCGCUCCAUUUCAACAUGUGGCCCACCAAAUAUAAUGACAAACUUAUUCUCUCCAUAUUCAGGCCAUUGCCCUUGAAUUUGCUUAGCUAAAGCAUAGAGUGGCUGAUCAGCUGCUACAACUGGAAUCUGACUUGGGUUUAAGUAGGUUACAAUAUCCAGAAUGUUAUCCAUGACAUGCUUUAUUAUGGCUACAGAAUGAGCCUCAUCUCUAAGGAGGGGAAGCAAUGAAGAAAUUGCAACUUUAAACGGAUUUGCUCUUUUCUGUGAGGCAUGAUGUGCAGACCAUGUAACUUUAACGGCGUUAUCUACUUCUUCUGUAACAUUGACUUUUUCUUACCAGACAAAUUCUUGUGUGGUAAUUGAUUAAACAUUGGGCAUUAAAAAGCUGGUACAGACCGGCGGUUUUGGAUCUUCCUUCAGAAAGGCAGGUUUAAUGUUAAUAUAUGAUUCUGGCAGCUGUGGAACUUUCUUGGUCUUCCCUUCUCCUUCUUCAAGUGGCUUAUGAGUCUCCCAAACGUUAUUUAUGCAGGGGUGUUGGAAUACCGAAAUACUUGUGCCAUAAAAUGAAGACUGAGCAGUCGUGGAAGUAGGAUUAUGAUCAAUGUUAUCCAUAGCUGAAACAGUAAAAAUACUCCAUACUUCUUAAGUUCCGGUGGGCAAACUAUCCCCUCUUCAACGUAUUUAUUGACAACAGUUUCUCCGAGUUGAGAUGAUAUGUCUAACACUCGGUCAUAUGAUAUGCUCAGUCCAUUUUCAUACAGCAUGUCUAUUUUUUUUUUCCUAGUUUUUGCAAAAACGGACAGUCCAAGGUAAACAGCAAAUGGGGUUUUACGAGAUUUUGAAUGCCGGUGGGAUUUGGCCCCUGCUUUGUACUUCCCAAAGCAGUUAAACUGUAAAAGUUGUGCUAAGGCCAGAUCUGACUUUGAUGCUCUAUUGUGUAGCUGCGACUUAAUAUUGGCUCCAUGCUCAAUCAUACAGACAAAUUCUAGAAAAGAACGAGGAACAGAUUCUUCAAUUGGUUCACUCCCAAUCGUAUUUUCAAAGUUCCAUUGGUGCCAUAGCAUAUCUUUGCGUAAUAUGGAAGCGGAUUUUGCAAGGUGUGAACAGCAUCAAAUGUUUUAUUUGCCUGCUCCAUAAAAGUAGCUAUAUCUCCGUGAAAAGCUAACAACACAUCUCGACCCUUGUAAUAGGCCUCUAGCUCCGGUAAGUGCAGUAACAACUGUUCUUUCAAUCUCGUUGAGUUCACUGAUGACUUAUCCAUCCCUAUUUGUUGUUUGACACGUUGCUUGUAGGGUAAGACCAAAUCAGCAAGGCGAAAUGUGUGAGGGCCUUCCCCAGAAUUACAUGAUUCGAUUAUGUAUGUGAAAAGCUCAGAAAAGGCAACCGCUAAAUUUUGAUUUUCUGAAUCCUCAUCAUGGUUCAAAUGAUCGUUUUGUGAAGCAAGGUGGGAUCGUACCCUAUUAUAUAAAGACGCAAGGCAUUUUGGGUGGUACAUUAGAUCCUGAGCAACAGCAUCACCUGCACUAAGAAGCGCAAGAAGCUUUCCAUCGUUUAGUAUUCUACUACAUUGGUUUAAUCUGUCAUUCAACUUCAUCGUGGAUGCCUUUCUAAGAGCACCUUCCUUUUCCUCUUCGUCACGCAAAAAGCAUACGUCUUUGGAAAUAGUUUUUCUUUGUUUCUUCGAUCUUCUUUCGCCAACCAAGCCAGACGAUUCACCGACAUUCCUUUUUCUUGCCCUUUCAAGCUUAGUGUUGCGAAAUAAGGUGUUACAUGACUUUCAUGACGAGAUGUGCUGCACGACUGGUGAUACAUUGCAUUGUUAUCUCAUAAGGUUUCUUCAAUACCAUUGCCUUCGUCAAGUCUUUCACGAUCUUAUGCGAUUGGCAAGCUAUUAAUUGCCAAAACAAAGGCACAUUGGUCGCAAUAUUAUGGUAGCCAUUCUUUUUCCCUUGUGGCCGGAUUUGAAGCAGGUGAUUUCUUUUUGUCUUUCUGACAUAGACAGCAUUUCGCCCAGUUUGUUUUCCAUUUCUUGUCUUCCAUACUCUCAACGACCAGCUGCAACUAUCUAUAUGUGUCCAAUCAAUAACAGGAAAUAAAAUUUUAACAUUUUUGUAAGAAGGAGACUGCAUUUAUCGACUGGUUUUGAUUGAGUACUUUUAAUUGAUUGUUUUCACCAAAUAAUUAAAUGUUCACAUUUUUACGAGAUAAAGGGCCUCCAGAGCAGGGAGGGGGGAAGGCCCCUCAUUUUUUUUGGAGUGCGUACCUUUUCAAACUUUUUUGAAAUCGUUCAUACCAAGUGGGCCUAAAACAAUGGCAGAACUUUAUACAUCAAACAUUGCUUCUCCUCAACUUUUCGAGACAUGUUAAUGGUCAUGCAUGUACAAAUAAAUAGCGGUCCAUGCUAAGUUUCAUGUUUGUAUCACCGAGUGAACGAUUCUGCCCUUAGCUUCUUCACUAAUUCACUAUUAUAUCUUUCUUCUCUGGUGAUAAACCUUGAGGCAAUUUAACCCUAUAAUGCCUGGAGACACCAACGCUAUUAAAAUUGUGCACAAUUUUAGCAAAUCACUCUUAUGACUCUAAAUUACAAAAAUUGGAGUCUUUGAUAAAGAAUUAUGCAUAAUUUGUGAGGAAAAUUUUCGUCUAUUUCAAUGGACAUGGCAUUUAGAGAGAAAUUCACUGUUUUUGUCAUAAAUAUUAUUCUCCAACGAAACGGAAAUUUACGAUGUUAAAUUCAUUAGAAACAAGUAACUUUCAUUUUCUAAUUUAUGUAGCUUUAUAAAAAACUUUAUAUGUGUGUCGUCUACUAUAUGCAGUUUCAGCAUUGAACUGAGCAUAUGCUAUCUGUAGCAUAUGCUAUCUAUCUGUACCAUGAUGUUGUCUGUAGCAUAUGCUAUUGGACAUGCACAGAAAAACUUGGCAUUUUGAGCAGUAAAAUUUGGUUUUUUUCUUGCAGUCCUUAUUUUUGCAUCUUUGUGAGUUUGGCACACAUCGACCAAAACUGGCCAGUGGUCAAACUUGUUAUGCUUGAUAUAGACUGGCACAUCAUUAGCUUGCAAUGAACGAUAAGCUGGUGACUGUGGGGUUGCUUGGACGUUUCACGUAGAUUGGUCACUGUCUUUGAUUAGUGGGAAACAAAUUUUUCCCACAAACUUUACCAAAGGCCCAUAACCACCCAUUUGUUGGAACACAAGCCAAGCAUUUCAAGAAGCCAGGCUAAAUGAAUUGAAUGCCAUCCCGUGGUACCAUUUAUGUGACCUGCAGCAGGUACGGUACAGUGACAAUAACAUAUCAGCCUUAUCCACACCACUGUUCUAUUGUACGGUUGUACUAUUGUACUUCAGAAAUGAAUCUAUUGUACAUUUCUACUGAAAAUGGUCGCACAACAUCUAUUUUCUUCUUUGCUGCACAAUCAUACUGCUUGCAUGUACCAAGAGGCUCUUUUUCAGAAUAGGAGGAGACUUUUGUUAUCAAACCAUUCGGUUACAACAACUGACUCAGUCUCAUCUACGAAUUCUUCAGCAAACCCACGCCCUAUCUUUUUCAUCUCUUUCUCUGUAGGUAGCGGACAUUUCCUGGCAUGCUUGGUAUUCAAAGUUGCAACAGCCCAUAUUUUUCUCUCCUGCUUCAGGUAUUUCAGCAGGCAAAAUAAUUCAGCAGGCUGGUGUGGCAAAAUAAUUAUCAAAAAACACCUCGUGUGAGACAAACCAGUUGUGAGACAGAGUACCACAUAAUCACUUUCUCCACAUUCUGUUGGUGGCUCACAAUCUUUAGGGGCACCUUUGGAUCCAACACCUCCUUCAACUUCAAAAUCAUACACAUAGCCAGAGAUUCCAGCAUGGGCCCAAAGCUUGUACCCCAAUUUUUUGGGCAAAUAUCUUUUCAAAUUAUGAUGACAUUUGAAGGGUACAACUUGUUCAUCAAUUGCCACGUGUGUUUCUGGCAGAAGAUUUUGUUGAAAAACCUUGGGAAUAUCAAUGGCUGAAUCUUGUGGCACGUGUUAAACAAUGAGCUAUCUUUGUCGGGCAGUUUGUUGUUUUCGUUGAAAUGCAAAACAGAAAUUAGUUCUUUGAAUCAGUUUCUUGUCAUUCCCUCAGCAAUAACCUCACUUCGUGUGUUUGAUGACCAGUACAUGCAGCAAUUUGGUAACUUUACAAUCCCCAUUUGUAGUACUAUUCCAAUGACAACCUUUAUCUCGUGUUUCUCAACAUCUUUGACUGUUCUUGUGCUGAAAUUGGUCUUGAAAAUGUUUGAUUCUCUCCGUUCUUCCACUGAACUUUAUUACUGUUUGCCUGCACCUUGUCUCUUUAUGCUGGCACUCCUUUUUAGGCAUCUACCAAACUUUCUUCUAGAAUUUCUUCUUCAUCUCCACUUUCUGUGUCUUCACCUGAAUCAUUGUCAAAAUCGGUGGCCCCGCCCGUGCAGCGAUGGAGAUGUACGAGGAAACUGCCAAGGGCAAGAAAAGACGAAGGGGGCGGGCGGCCCGCGCACAACAUCGCCCAGACCGUCUCGAAAGACAUGGCGCAGAAAAACUGCACAGCGAAGGACGCCCAGUACCGGGCACUCUGGAGGCAGGCCAAAAAAAGAAGAGCCACGAAGAUCCAGCCGUAGCAGAAAGGGCCAAAGGCAGAAAGAUCCCGACUUCAUGUACUAACUCUCUUUUCUUCUCUCUUCUUUUUCGGAAGUUCUAUUUUUAUUUUUGUAAAAAUCACAACUUGUCACCGAACCCAAUGAAUGGAUGAAUUGUCGAAAUCUGGAUCUUCAUCACUGUCUGAAAUAUAGUAGGAUAGAACAAGUAAAGAAAUAAAAUUAUAUGUUGAGUAUUUUAUCAGAAAUAGAAAACAAAAGGAAAUCAACACUAUUACGGUUCUUUUACAUGAUUUUCCUUCUCACCAGUCAAAACAUGUCCAUGGCUAGGCCGAUUCACUCUGAAAAAAGGCUGCCAAGACUGCAAUGAAUGGAGGGGCACCUUUUUGCAACAUCAUGACAACAACAGAUUUAAGAGAAAUUUCAGAGUCAAAAAGGCAACAUUUCUUUUUUUCUGGAUGAAAUUAAAGUGUAGAGCCAAGUACAUCAGCUUGUAUUCGUUCUUAUCAUUUUCUUGACACAGAUGGGACAAACCCAGCUAAUAAAUACUCCUACCCAAUUUAAGAAAGAGCUUUGAAAAAAUGCAAUUCCUUCGUUAAACUUGUUUGGUGGAAAUAUAGAUGAACGCUUGCCUAAGAAAACAACUAUUACUUCAUCAAAAGCAAGAGCUGCUUCCUUCCCUUCUGACGAGUCUAGUACGAUAAGUUCCAUAAAUACUUCUGAAAAUGACAAUUAUCUUGGUGCCCUUUUUAAGGAUAUCUGUCCAGUUCAAACAGUUUUGAAAAAUAGAGUCUUUUAUCUGGCUUAAAAAUAUUCUCACCAGUUAGGAAAUAAAUAUCAUAGCUAAGCCCCUAUUCCAAAUCAAUUUAGAUGUUCAUGAAUGAAGAAUAAUUUUCAGUCACUAAAACAGAAAUUGAUUUUGGAGUGGUAGUAAAAUUGCCUAAACUUUUAUAAGUGGUUUCUCCUUUUAUUUAUUAAAAACUGCUGACGCAUCAUUACGGUUGUUGGAAGCUUACCCUUUUUAAUUUAUCUUUCCAUUCUUGUAGGAAAUUUAUGCAUGACUUUCCUCUGGUUGCAGGGAGAAAAUCUUCAUGCCAUGUCGGGAAUGGUCUAUCCUGAAAAUGAUAUCUGUCAAAGGCCUUUAUCACUUCUCCAAACUUGCUUCCUUUUAAGCGAGGUUUUCUGUAUUUUCCCCAUAACUGCGAAUUUCGUAGAUCUGCUGUAUUUUCAGCAAGCCAUUGUAUCCGAGCCUUUGAUACACUACAUUUCUCUAUAAAUGACUCUCUAUUGUUAAUAAAUUCUUCUAAGAGGUCUUCAACAAGCACAGGUUCCAUUGGAUCUUUAAAUGUAAAGGCUGGUGGCUCAGGUCCAAUGAUCCACUGUAGGGGGGUCUGAAGACCAACUUCUUUAAGUGCAUUAUAGAGGAAUGCUUUGUCCUCCAUAGUUACUUUCCUAGAGGUUGCCCUAUAUUCUGGCCUCUUUGGGGGAAGAAGUGGGCCGUGAAAUCCAGGAGUUCGGCAAAUAAGUUUUCAACAAACCCUUUUUGUUUGCAUAGAUUCAAUUGCUGCCAUUUGACUGCAAAGCUAAGAACCGCGAGGGCAAUCGCAUGAAGCCUCUAAAAAACCACCUUCACCAUCAACUGUAACGGCAACCAAAUAGCAUCUGUCCUUCAUAUAGACACGAAGUGCAGAAUGGCUGAUCAGGGGCUCAACGAGACAAAGAACCAAAAUUUGGUGAACAUUGUAGUAUAUUUAUCGUCCACAGCUGUAUAACACCAUUAAUUUGUGCCAAAUUUUAAAGGGAACGCUAAUCUCCCUUCUAGGUCAAUAGGCCAGCACCAAUUGACUGCUUUUCUAAAAUUAUAGGAAUAUAAUGUGUAAUAAAAGCUUUUGGAAACGUGUGUUGAUUUUUGCUAGCCUUAUUUUGUGUUUCUAACAGUAGAAGGUAUUAAUUUAUAUUCAAAAUUUCUUAUCUUUUUGUGCAAUGCCAACUUUAAAAUGGCUACAAAGAAUUAUAACACCCCACCUUUUAUGAUCCAAGAACCUGAAUCCAGAGGUUAGGGCUCGUGUUUUCAGCAUUGAUAUUUUGUCAUACCCUUUCAGCCAACCCCAAGAUUUUUGUUGCAAUGAGACUAUACAUUAUGAAAAUUACAAGAAAAACUCUGUACAAGAUUGAACUGUAAAAGUAUUUGGCUUAAGCAAAAUUGAUUUGUUAUCAUAAAUUGUAUAAAACUGCCAUAGUUUUUAAAUUUAUAUAUAUGAUUGUACUGAUUGCUUGUUAAGAUUUCAGUGUAUAUUGCUUUAAAUGUUUUCUAUAACUCUUUUCUUGAUUUUGGUCAGAUAUGUGUCCUUAUUGAGUUUGUUCCUAUUUCAAUGUUCAUUAAUUAGGCCAAAAAUGACAUGGACCCUUGAGCAUGACACACUGCUCUGUAGAGAGAUCCUUGUUGAGGAGCCUUAUCUAUUCAAAAUGGGUACUCGGGAGCGUGGUCACUGUUGGGAUAAGGUGGCCACUAAUAUAAAUAAAAUUGGCCAACCACAUUUUAUGGUAGAACAGAGAGCAGUCCAGGACCGUUUUUUGAAGUUGGAGAGGAGCUUUAAGAGAAAGAUAGCAGAGGAAAAGCGUAUGUGCGGAAAUGUCCCCCAACCUCGUUUUGUUUCUUUUGUUUAUUUUUUGAAAUGUCGUUUGUUUUCUUCUGGGCUUUUUGUUUGUUGUGGAAGGUGGAAGUAGGUGUCAACACCUAGUAAGAAAAAGGAAUGAACUCUCGCGUUCGAAAUCGACUCUCGAAGAACCAUCGCUCUUUUCGAAGAAACUCUAAGAAAUCGCUCUUUUCGAAGAAACUCUAAGAAAUCGCUCUUGAAACCGAAGAAACUCUCGAGGAACUCUCAAGAUAAAGGUUUCCCGUACAAGGACACAAAACCAGGUGAAAUCUUUCCGUUUAUUCAUGGAAUCUUGAUAUUCAAAGAAAUUCGGAAUAAAGAUUCUCUUACAUUCUUGGACGCUUACAUUAAUUAUUUGUUGCUUAUUUUGUUUGUUAGUUUUGUUAGAUUAUAAGAUUCUCGUUGUUUUUGAAUAAAUAUACAGUCCUCUUCAAUUAUUAGAUAAAUAUAUCUCUCGUAUUUUCUUUGAGCCCUUGUGGGCGUAUCUAACACGUAGAAUUAAGGGACGAGAACCCUACGUGUCUACGAAGUUCGUAAAGCGUACUGGUGGUAUCAGUCCACCAGAACCCACUGAAUUGGAACAAGCAAUUCAAGACAUAAUUGAAAGGGGGACUGAGGCACAAGCUGUAGUUUUAAGGGUUAAGUGACUGAAAAGGAGAAGGAAAGUGCUGAAUCUGUCAGAAAGAGAUCAAUGGAAAGAUUGGCAAAAACCGGAGAGAGGGAGAGUCAGGAAAGAAAAAAGAAAAGAAAAAAGACUGAUUGGGACAAAGACACGGAGGUCAUGCAUUACAUGAGAGAAAAGGCUGAGAGAGAUGCCCAACUAAAAAGAUACGAGUUUGAAUUAAGACGAAGAGAAAUUGAGAUUAAAGAAAAGGAAAUUAAGAUAAAACAAAAUGGAGAGAGAGUGGGAAAUUAAGCAAUGGGAGCUAGAGAUUAAGGAAAAAGUUAUGAGGCAAAGGUAAAGAGAGACAGAAAUGAUGGCAAUGUUUCAGCAGCAGCAAGGGCAAAUGCAGCAUCAGAACCAACUGCUGCUUGAUGUUGUCAAUAAGCUGUUGGACAAAUCUUAAUAUGUUAACAGUCAUAACAGCAAAUACAAAAAUGAUUUAACUAAAGUCCACUUUUUACUAUCAACUUUUGAAUACGUUUUAUAAAUUGUCCAAUUGUACAAAAACAGAUUCCAACUUUUUCACAAAAACAUUAGAGCAUAUAUAGUUAAAAUAACUGUUUACUGGUCUGUCAUAGAGUGCUAAGUGCCAGCUGUAUACUCAUUGAUUUAUAGAUUCUAAGUUGCAACUUGAGUGCAUCAUGCUCUAGGCUUUAUUUUAGGCAAUGGUCCUUCCCAUAAAAAGAACAUUCAUAUUUUUUAUUUUAAGUAAUAAAAUUUUUUCCACUCCUUUUCUAUUUUGUUUUUUUUAAUCCCUAAGCAAAAAUUGUGAUCCCAAUGUGAUAAAGUUAUACAGACUUUGUUGUUAGCCACUGAACAGUUCAAGCAUCUUUAUAUUUAUUUAUUAAUACCACAACAGUUGUGUAUUUGUUUACAUCUGUUCUUUUUAGCUAUAGUUUUAGAGUUGAUCAUAUUUAACUUUAAAUGGUUUCAAAUUAUCUGUAUUUCCUCUUCAUUAACUUUGCAAUGAUUACAUAAAUAUUUAUCCAAAGCUUUCCUGUUUUUUCUCUGUAGUAAUUUGAUUUUGCUUUAUUAAUUGAAGAAACACUCUUUAGUGAACUCUUAAUUGAUUUUUGUAUUAAAUGCUGCUGCACAUAGACAUUUUACUGCAACUAUUUUCAAAAAUGGCACACAUCCUUUCCAGUUGAGAAAUGGCAUUAUGCCAUUUCAUCUUAAAUUUGAAUUUUUGCCAUAUUAAUGAUCCAGCUAUUGAUGAUUAGAUUAUAAACAAAAUUGAUUUAGCUAUUAUUUCAAACACUGUUUAUUGCUCAAUGUGAGAAAAUUUUAUCAACAAGCUAUACAUAAUGAUUUCUUUUGGAAACGGGAUCCUGGUUGACCUGCAUGUUGGCCUGACAGUGGCAUUUGUUUUUUUAACAUACGUAUAAUUUACACAGGUGUAGAUUAUUUUUCUCUCUAAGCUUAAUUUUAGGCAGCUAUCAUCAAGGGGGCAUUUAUAAACAGAUGGGGCUAAUAAACAGAACAGCAAACUAUAAUAGAGAAGGUUUGUCAAAUUCUAAUGCAACAUGUGUAGCAAUAUUAAGUGUGGGUGUUACUGGGAUGCCAUAAUAACUCUUGCAAUGUGGUAGUUUUAAAAAAACUGUUUAUUGUGCCUUUCUGGUUUUCAAGUCUGUGGAAUCAAGUAUAUCGACAGGAAAUACUCAUUUAGUGUUGGGGGCUUGACUUCAAAAAAUUUUGCAGUGCUGUUGCCAUACAAGCAGGUUGAAGCAUUUCUUAACAAUGCACUGACAGUACUUCAUAAAAUUUCCCAACAGUACUUCAAUCUUGAGAUUUUUCUUGAAAUCCACAAACUUGAAGGAGUUGAUGAUGUCUCCGAACACCCACUCAACAGAAAUUCUGACGUGACUCAUUGAUUGAUUUAAAGCAAGCUCGUCAGGCGUGAGAGCUGCUCUUUUUGCAAACAGGCGCUGAAGGUGGAAACAAUGCGGCUAUGCUGGUGAAAACAAGUGCUGCACCAUCUGGGGAAAACGAGUGCUGUUCUAACUGCUCCAGUAGAUUAGAUAAUGCAAGCAGUCUGCUGCCAUGUUUUCUACCUUCAACAGGCCUGAAAAGGUUUGUAAUCAUAACAUUUGGAACUACAACUGACUGAAACUUGAGUGCAUGAACCUUUUUGUGCCCAUUGUAGUCAGCUCUUUGAUUCCUGGCCGGUCUACAUACAGUGGCAGCGCUAGCCGCCAAAAAGUGGGGGGUUCAGACCGGGGUAUUGGGCGGAGCCCCGAAAAUUUUUAGGAUCACGCCCUUUUUAAUGAAGGAAACGCCCUUCUCCAUGAUUUGAAACACCCUUUUACCAAUAGAAAAUGACCAUGUUUGCAGCAAUUGAGGCUGUUAAGUUGCUUGCCUACAUUAAAGAAUAGCGCAGUUGUCAAAAUCUUUUGAUUCUCAAAAUAAACAAACUCUUUACUUUUUAUUCUGAUAGAUAGGUCAUUAGGCCAGUGCUAGAGCUUUUUUUGGCAAGAAACAAGGUAUAACAAAAAUACAAAAAGCUCCUGAUUAUGAAAAAAAAUUGAUGGAGAAAAAACAGUUUAUUAAAAUUUCUUAUCCUAUUUGAACAAUUUCUAUCAGCAGUUGAAUUUGUCAAAGGCACUUUGUCCCAAUAUUUACCAUAGCGACAGUUAAUUUGAGUCAAGUCUCAAUAACUACUGGAAGGCUUUUCUGACACUUGUACAGAUGAACUUGGUACCAGAUGCAAGAUUUCAAAAUGUCGAUUAGUUAUAGCAAUAGCUAGCUUAAAAACGUCUACUAAUUUGCUUAGCGCAAUGUUAUCAGCAAUGUCACGCUCACUACUUAUUUGCACAAGAUCUUCAAGUCUGUCAGGAGACAUAGCAGCCCGUAAAUAGUUAUUAAUUAUCUUGACUUUGCUGUGAGUGCGCUCACAUGAUGCCACAGUAACUGGCAUGGUUGCAACAAUUGUAAUAACCCGAAACAAGUCAGCAUACAAAUUGUGCAAAUCAUUCUUGCUAAAAAUAUCAAGCAGCGAGGGCAAGCAUAUCCAAGGUUUCCUUUUAUCUUUCCUUUCCUUCACAUCUUUUUGGUACUCAUCAUAUUCGAUUUUCCACUCAUAGCAUUGCUGUGAUUGAGAAAAAAGGAGAAACUGCUGCCCAGCACGAUUGCUAUCAAGCUUAUAAAAUUUAGCUAUUGCCUCAAUUUUUGACACAUUUGCUGGAGAGAGAUUGCGUGGAUGAAAAACCGCUGAAUGUGACAUCAUUUCACAUGAUUGGUGAGAAAAGCGCUUGUUGAGUUCAUUCAGCAUUUUAUCUAAAAAUGGAAAGUAGAGCUCUCGUCUGAAGCAUUCCAAAUCCAAUUCACCAUCUGGUCGAUUGCAUGGAACACUUGAUGUUUCAAGAAUUGUUUGCCCAUCUGUGACACGAGCUGGGAGUGUACGCCGACGUUUUGAUUGCUGCUUAUUUCGUAUCGGUGAAGCUUGUAUCCAGAAUUUGGCUGCCACACUUUUCAGCAAAAGAAGUGGCUUUGGCGAGGAAGGUGUCGAACUCCUUGUCAGAACGAAAUGAUUACAUCAUGGCUCUCAAAACCCGAAUGGCAGCCACUCCAGAAGUGAGAUCCAUUUCUUCGUUUUGGAGAUACUCUGAAGCAUAUUGACUCAACGAUGAGGCAAGCUGCUUCAAAUCGAAAUUGCCUAAGACGAACCAGCAAACCAGUUGCUACAUUAAUGUGCUGCUCGGAAAGCUCCUUGAACAUUGACAACAGGGCAGGGUACACAUUCAAAACAACCUCUAAGUUGUCUGAGCGAGCAGACGACCUUGUAUCAGAGAAGGAAUGCAAAGCGAUCUUUCCAAAAGUGAUUCCUUUUGCCUUCAAGUGGUUUUUGUAGACUUUGUGUCUUUUAGACAACCCUUCCAUGAAGCGAUAUAUGUCUCCAAUGGUUUGAAGAUUGCUUUGAUUGUUUGUACGUCCUUUACGCUAUGCUCAAGAACAGGAUUAAGUCUGUGGGCAAAACAAUGAAAAUAUAUUGAAAAUUCGGCACCAGCUUCUGUCAAGUGCUGCUGCACACCUUCGUCCUUGCCAGACAUAUUUGCAGCACCAUCAAAGUCUUUCCCAAUAAGAUUUUUCAGCGGAAGCUUGAGGUCCUCCAAUGUCUCGAUUUUCACUUCAGCUAAAGAUUUCCCUUUCAGGCUGGACACCUGCACAAGCCUGAUACACCGUUCAGUUAUUUUAAAAUCUGUGACAUACCGAAGUAUAAUAGACCCCUUUCACAUUGCAUCGACUUAAAAUCCAAAACGAGGCUAGAGUUGUUUCAGUGCCGAACAUCAGAGAUCAACCUCUCUGCAUCUUUGAGAUAUAUUAUCGCCGUUUUGUAAAAUAUUUCCAUCGAUUUUCGUAUUAAAGAUAUGGAUCAAUUUAUUUCAUUGUCACCUGAGGGGAAGGCAGUUUCCUGCAUUGAAGAUUUCUCGAUAGUAACUGUCAAAGAGCUCAAGAAAGUUUUGUUGGCCUACAAAGAGAAGGUCUCAGGUGCCAAGGCUGAUCUAAUUCUCCGUGCCUAUGUGGUUUUUUCGCGAUUAGAGCAGCAAGAAAUCAGUGCUGUAAGUACAUCCGAACCUGUGUUGGUUGGAGAAGAAGCUGAGUGUACGUACAACGCCAUCUUCUCCUCAAAAUGCAGCCAUUUGCCGUGGUCCUCAGACCUCAGGGGGACUCCGAACUUUCCUUUUAUUCAGCUAUAUAGCUAUCUGGUAGUAAGAACAAUGAAAUUUAAGCAUUUAAGCAAGCUGAAAAGUACUGCCUACAAGAAGUUGAAAGCUUUCCAGAUUUUUUUGAAGGCUACAUCAAGCAUUUUUUAGUGGCAAGGGAUAAUAAUUACACUUUUUUUGAUGUCCGCAUGAAAGCUUCUAUGAAGAAUACAUUGUACAAAGUCCUUGUCAUCCUUUCAAAUACUUCUGGAGAUGUUCGCUGUGCAGCUUGUACUUGCCCUGCUGGUGCAGGCCUGGGUGGUUUUGGUAACUGCAAUCAUGUCGGAGGUGUUCUUUUUGCCUUAGAGGAUUUCAAUAGAAAAGGUUAUCAAGACUGCCCAGAGCCUGUAUCAUGCACUUCCAGAUUAUCUGCCUGGAAUGUUCCAACCUCUUUUGUUGCAGUCUCUCCUGUCUCAAUUGAUGAAACAGUUAUAAAAAGAAUAAGAUUUGGCAAAGAUAAUGACAAGUCUAAUCAGCCAAAGUAUCUUUGCUAUGAUCCUAGAAGACCUACAGACCAUCAAGUCAAUGAGAAAAGCCUUCAAGAGUUACAAUCAAAGCUUGCAUCCUGCUUAUCAAAUAGCUGUUUCUUUGCAUUUCAUUCUCUUGAAAAAUCACAUUCACCAAACGAGCAAUCACUGAAACUGUUCCUUCUCUAAACUCACCAUUUGCUAAUUCUUCUGUUUUGCUAACUGAUUUCCAAGACCCUCAACCUUUUACCCUCAACCAUAUGAUAUUUCUUGCAAUAAUUUCAAAGAGAUGAUUGGAUUACUAUUGUCUCUCAAAUCGCUACAUUAGUAGUGAUGAAGUCCAGAGAAAUGAACAUAUUACUCGCGGUCAAGCAGCGAAUGAACACUGGCAGUCUCAUAGAUUAUACCGCAUUACAGCCUCAAACUUUUAUUCUGCUAUUGUGAACUCAGUGGAGCCAUCCUCAAAGCUGAAAUUCAUGUACUAUUCGUCUUUUUCUUCUGCCAGUACUGACCAUGGCAAACUUUAUGAGUCACACGUGCGUUCAUUAUACAGAGCGAAGAUGAUUCAAGACGGCUAUGAUGCAUUGAUCAUCGAUGAGCCUGGCUUAACUGUGUGCAAAUCUUUUCCUUACCUUGCUGCUUCUUUGGAUGGAAUUGUGAAAUUUAAAGAAAAUUCUUGGGGUAUUGAGAUCAAAUGUC